AUGCCCGCAGCAGCACUCCAGCCACCUGCGCUCCUUCCCCAGCAGUGCACCCUGGCGCCGCCUCGUCCCCACACAGCCCGCGAGGCACCGGCCUCCUCUGCUUCGCGCCUCCCGAGCACCGACCAAGAGCCCGAGCUCCAUCUUCUACGCCCGCGUCUGAGCGAGAGGAGCUCGCUGCUCGAGCAUGCACAAGACCCAUGGCGCCCUCCCGAGCUCCUCCGAUGCGUGCCUCCACUCGUUCUCGUCUCCCUCCGUCUUCAUCGCAGCACCAUAGGACCAACAGCUCCACCGCGCGUGCCUGUCGGUGGCAAGAGUCCCAGGCCAGACCAGUUUGAUGGAGUUCCCAAAAUGCCCGACUCCAACGGCAAUGACAUGCACCACGAGGAGGAUGAUGGCCUCUUCACCUACUCCGACCCCGUCCUCCCUGACGCCUGGUCGUAG
Triticum turgidum subsp. durum (durum wheat) is the source of this 441-nucleotide messenger RNA. Lineage: Eukaryota; Viridiplantae; Streptophyta; Magnoliopsida; Poales; Poaceae. The record is from the annotation of a GenBank genome assembly.